CAGUGCAACACAGAUGGAGCGCGCACACCUCUAGAUAUGUUUACCUCAUCCCUCUGGCCGCACAGCCUGCCGUCUCCACUCACACGUGACUGAUCACAUGGUCGUGACGUCAUCGAAGGUCCUUUCGCACACUAGGUUUCUGCAUCUACUCUCCGGUGACAGCAGGCUGUACAGAGAUGGCGGCGUUCAGAUGGUGCGGUGGUGUCCUCCGCUCUGUGUGUAGAGGUGGGAUCUCUGUACCAGAAGUGAGGAGCAGCGGCCUAUUCACCAAAUUUACACUUAUCCAGGAGCCAUGUUACCAACCUGCACUUUCCAGUGUCUUUAUUCAGCAAGCCAGAAUGUCAGGCAGCUUCUUCAGCAGAUUGACCGCAAAUGAACUAUGGAAAGGAGUGUUGGCGGAGACUGGGGGUGGUGCUCGAAAGGGAAGAGGUAAAAGAACCAAGAAAAGAAUUAAAAGAAAUCUUAAUAUUGGACAACAUAUUGGAGAUGGUAAAUCUGGACAUCUUUGGCCAGGGUUAAAUGUCCCUAUUUUAGCAAGUGGAAAAGCACAGGCCAUAGCAAAGAGGGAUCAACAACAGCUAGAAGCAAUGCAAGCCAGAAUACUUCAAGAAAGAGACGACUUUGAGAAAAAACGAAAGACCAGAGUAAAAAGAGAGAGAGGAUGGACUGGCCAAAGCUGGGGAGGAAUCAGUAUUGGGCAUCCAGAUCCAGGUCCUAAUGGAGAAACCUAUGAAGACUUUGACUGCAGAGUGAUUGAGUUAAAAAGUGUGUUCAACAUGACUGCCAAAGAGGGAAGAAAGAGAUCUGUCAGUGCCUUGGUGGCGGUGGGAAAUGGCAAUGGAGCAGCAGGGUUUGCUCUUGGAAAAGCCAGUGACAGACUCAUAGCGCUCAGAAAGGCAAAGAACAGAGCUAUCCAGUAUAUACACUAUAUUGAGCGAUACAAUGACCACACAAUAUAUCAUGAUAUAAAUUCAACUUAUAAAAGAACUACAAUUAAAAUGAAGAAACAGAACCAUGGUUAUGGUCUACAUUGUCACAGAGCGGUGAUCACCAUCUGCAAGUUAAUUGGUAUCAAAGACAUGUAUGCCAAAGUUAAUGGUUCAGUCAACAUGCUUAACCUCACAAGGGCGCUCUUCUUGGGUCUGGCGCAGCAGGAGACCCAUCAAGACCUGGCCAACAAGAAAGGCCUGCAUGUAGUGGAGUUUAGAGAAGAAUGUGGUCCUUUACCCCGUAUUGUGGCUUCACCUCAAGGGGCACUCUCUACAAUCCCAGAAGCGGAAGGAGAGAUCCCUGACGUAAAGCUAGACUGGAAUGAAGUAAAACUAACCCAAGGGCUAAAACGUUCUAUCUGGGCCAAUGUGAAGAGGACAGUCUGGUGAAUUUCCAAAAUGAAAUUGCCCUUCUACAAUACGCAUUGCAGACUGUGUUAUCACUUUCUUCCCCCCCCCCCCCCCCUUUUUUUUUUUUACACAGCCCUAAAUAGAAUUCAAAGACUAAUUCUUAUGACUGCCUAAUGAUGCCCAUCUUGUGUUACUGUCAUUAAAUCAAUAUUUGACAUGCCGAUCAAAGUUGCAGUCGCAUCGGUUCCUACUCCUGAGACCUGCUGCAGUCAUGAGUUAUUAGCCAGGGAAGCGAGCUGUGUUGUAUCCUGCGGCCCAGCCCGCAGAGAGAUCCGUACAUUUAUCUGUAUAGGCUUCUAUCCAGAGAAACUUUAUGCUGUUAAAUUUCUUUAUCUUUAUAGUGGUGGUUGCUCUUCUAUUCUGAUAGAGCUACCGUUAGAGGGAGCAGAGGAGCAUACUAAUGUAUUUUUCAGUUUAAUAUAAGUGGUCCCUUAAGUUACAAUGGCAUCAGGUUACAAUAUUUUUUAUAUUUAAUGUUUUUUUUCUGGACCAUUGUAACUUGAAACCAAACUCAACAUACAAUGCCAUAGAAAAUCCUGAUCUGCAAAACCUGUCAAUGGCUGAAUGAACUGGCCAAUCAAAAUGUUCAUUUUACUGGUAAAACACCUGUAUUACUGAAGUGUAUACACUUACUGACUGUUUGGUAGCGCUUCCUACAGUACAGGGAGGUACUACAUUUUUUGUACUACUUUUUACCUGUGCCAUGGUAGCUGCACCUUUGUACACAGGUGGGGAUGGCUCAAUUUUACUUUUUUGGGACACUGUGUGUACUGUACAAGACCAUGAAAAAUCUCCUGUCCUCUACAUAGACAGUGAUUUACAGCUUCCAGCAAUUCUUUCUUAAUUUCUUUCUUUCUUAAUGUAAGGAUUAGCUUUAUCUGGAUUAGUUAUCAACUUAUUUUUCUUUAAUUUUUAACAAACAAUGGUCAUCCUGGAACCAAUAAAUAUUGUAAUUUGAGGGACCACUGUAUAACAGUAUGCAGUCAGCACCUGAGCUCCCUCUAGCGGUGGCUGAAGGUAGCCCGUAUGCAAUGUUAUUAGUCUUUGACUAUUCAAAGGAUUUGAGGCUCUCCAUCAGAAGCUAUGUGCAGAACCCUAUAAAUAUAAACUGUAAGUUAAGGAUUUAGUAAGCACUGAAUUUGGAUAUUUACCUAUUGUUUUAUAUUAUGGCAAUUUUGGAGAUAUGAAAUAAAAGCCUGUCAUUUCAAUCACAUACUAUGUAAUGUGUAUUCCAAAAUGUAGAAGCCCCAGACACAUUAUGAACACCUCAUCCGUGCAGUGAAUAUGAAUAAAUAAUUUUUUCCAUAUAUAUUCGUAGUAUUCCUCUUAAUAGGAACAGUGCUGGGAGCUAACUUAUUGCUUUUCUGAAUGUCAUAUUAGGUUAAUGCAAAUGAAUGUCUAAAAGUGAACAUUAUAUAAAAAUAUUAGAAAAAUGGUUUUGCCAUUUUUAAUAUCUGAGAAGAUAACUUGUCACUUUGCUGGUAGCAGUAAAAAAUUAUAACUAUGAAAGUUUUUCAUAUAUACUUUAGGAUGUAGAGCAUUUCCCUGUAAAUUCAUGUGUGUAUAUAUAAAGUCCUUGGGAUGUCCUCUUUCGGCAGAUGGUUAAACAUUCUGUUUCUUUGUUUUA
Molecule: messenger RNA, 3027 nt
Organism: Hyla sarda
Lineage: Eukaryota; Metazoa; Chordata; Amphibia; Anura; Hylidae
Gene: MRPS5
Product: mitochondrial ribosomal protein S5
Exons: 11
Coding region: 177-1379 (400 amino acids)
Biological process (GO): translation
Cellular component (GO): ribosome
Molecular function (GO): structural constituent of ribosome; RNA binding
Source: RefSeq, a predicted model, not a curated record